AUGAAAUUAAUUUUUGUUACUUUUAUUAUCUUAUCAAUUUUACAAUGUAUAUUUUGUGGAUGCCCAGAUGGUUGGAUAUUUUCACCUCAUGAUUCUAAAUGUUAUAAAGUUUCAAAUACCCUUUCUGGAUGGAAUGUUGGAGAAUAUAAUUGUGCUUUUAUUGGUGGUCAUCUUGCUUCAAUUCAUUCAUUAGAACAAAAUCAAUUUUUAUGGGAAUUAGGAAGACGUAUUGGUAAAUAUAUAUGGGUUGGAGCUGCACAAUUUGGAAAUAAUCCUAAUUAUGUUUAUGCAGAUGGUUCACCAUUUAAUUAUGAAAAAUGGAAUUAUGGUAAAAGACCAUCAUUUAGAAGAGGAAAAAGAUGUAUUAAAAUUGAUACCUCAACAGGUUUAUGGGAACAAUCAUGUUGUAAAAAAAAAUCUGUACCAAUAUGUGUUAAAGAUCCUAAACUUUAUCCAGGUUGGGGAACAUCAUCAUCUGAAGAGAUGAAAAAAAGUACAACAACUUUACCAUCACCUUUUUUAGUUGAAAAAAAAGAGGAAACAGAUAAUUUUGCUGCUGCAGUAGAUGGUUUUCAAAAAGUUUAUAAUUUAUCAAAACAAGAAAAAAGACCUAAUGAUUCUUCUUUUGAAUUUAAAUUAAAAAAUGAAGAACCAAUUAAUGAGGGAAGUGAUGGAUUUGGAAAAGUAAUUAAAUUAACAGAUACUAUGCCUAAUGUUGAUGCUACAAAUCCAAUUCUUGCUAAUCCAGAUAAUAGAGAACGUGUCAUUUUGACAACAAUUAGAAAUGAUAAUGUACCUUUGGAGGCAGAAGAAGGAAAGGAUCGUCUUGAUGGUAUUGUUAGAUCUCCUUUAAAAAAACUUAAUUUCUAA
Messenger RNA from Strongyloides ratti, 870 nucleotides. Its product is annotated as C-type lectin domain and C-type lectin-like domain and C-type lectin fold domain-containing protein. Bases 1 to 870 code for a protein of 289 amino acids. Lineage: Eukaryota; Metazoa; Nematoda; Chromadorea; Rhabditida; Strongyloididae. The record is from RefSeq and is a predicted model, not a curated record. The transcript is spliced from 2 exons.